Molecule: messenger RNA, 1002 nt
Organism: Melitaea cinxia (Glanville fritillary)
Lineage: Eukaryota; Metazoa; Arthropoda; Insecta; Lepidoptera; Nymphalidae
Product: fatty acyl-CoA reductase 2-like
Exons: 4
Coding region: 1-597 (198 amino acids)
Biological process (GO): long-chain fatty-acyl-CoA metabolic process
Cellular component (GO): peroxisome
Molecular function (GO): alcohol-forming very long-chain fatty acyl-CoA reductase (NADP+) activity
Source: RefSeq, a predicted model, not a curated record
AUGGGCCCCACUCCGUUACUAACAUUCGUCGCAAAAGGCUGGCUUAGGACGUUCCCCGCAAAAAAUGAUCAUAUAUUCGAGAUAAUCCCCGUGGACUAUGUUGUCAACCUGACGUUAAUAGCCGCUGCUAGACAAAACAAAUCAAAAGAACUGUCGAUAUAUCAUUCGUGUUCUUCUGGCGACAAUCCGCUCACGUUAUUAGAUGCUACAAACGAUUACUUAAAAGAGAGUUCGAAACACAAUCACAACGAAAUACCUUAUCCUGGCAUAGUUUACACAUCGUCGACCUGGCUGUAUAUGUUAAUAGGAUUCUUGAUGCAAACGAUUCCGGCUUACAUCGCUGACUUCUUCUUGAUUAUGUCUGGAAAACCCAUCAGAUAUGUAAAAAUGGUGAAGAAGAUGGAAAUGUGCAUCGAUACUUUAAAAUACUUCGGUUCGUCGUGGUCGAUGAAAGCGAACCGAGCGCAGGAACUAAUAGCAACACUAAGUGAUCAAGAUAAGAAGAAGUUCUCAUGUAACCCUCGGGAUAUUGACUGGGAACAAUACAUGGCCACUUAUUUCCACGGAGUCAACAAAUUUUUAUUAAAAAACAGUUAACUAAGACUAAAAACGAUAUACUCAAUAUGUAAGCGGUAAACAAGUUUAUUUAUAUUUAAAAAAAAAAAAAUACAUUACUUUUACUAUUGAACAUUUCUAUUACUAUUAGUAAAUUUCUAAUUUUUUCUGUGAUACUUUUGACUUUAUAAUCUUUCUAUCUAUAAAGAUUUUAAUUUUGAAAUUAUUAUUUUUUUAGUUUUGUAAUGUUAAGAACAAACUUGUUGUUAUUUAUUGUAAAUAUUGUCUCGAUAUUGUAUGUUAAUUAUUGUUAAUUGUAUUAUAAUAGUUAUUAUUUCUUUAUAAUUACGUUUUUCGUAAGAAAAUCGAAUUCCUGAAGAAAACAACUAUACUCAUUUUAGAAUUAGGAUCAUUCCAUUUUCUACAAUGGAAAGUUUUAAAAUUGUA